AUGGAGAAGGUCAUCGACUACCGCAUUACCUCGCGCGCGAUGGUCGAGGAUCACAACAAGAAAGCUGUUGCGGCUGGCGACAGCAAAAAGAUCCUUGACAUCUCCGAAGAUGAGUUCGUCCACAUCUACUGUGGAGACAUCAUCUUCGUUGUCUUCCGCGAGGUCAUCACCGCUGGAUCCUUGUACUUCGAUGCUUGUCUCCUCGGCUUCUUCAAGGAGUCCUACAACCAGGAGAUCUUCUUCGAUGACAUUGAUUCCGAGGCUCUCAAACUCUACCUUCAACUCACUCACGGCUGGUACUUUGAGAUAAAGUCUUUCGGUAGCAAGGUCGUUCCCUUCUCUCUAUUCGAUGAUCUCGUCAACGCCAAUGACCCUGAGGCCUUCAAGCGAGCUCACCUGGAGAUCCCCAAAAUCAAGCUCAAUACCAUGGCUCAGGUCUGCAUUCUCUGCGAUCGUUUCCUUCACCGCUCGCUUCUCUGCAUUGUCAGACACAUGUUUAUGACCUUGCUGGCCCGUACCAAGCAGAACUGGAACACCCUCAAGUACGAGGAUUCCGACUGGAACAUGAAGUACCACGUCGACUUCAUGCUCGACUACAUGGCUGCCUUCGACCUCUUCUCUACCGGUCACGAUGAUGAGCACCUCAUCAGAGAUGCUAUCUCGGAGAGCUUCUACUGGUUCACCAGACACACCCCAUCCCUCGUCCAGCAUUUCUGGAACAUAAUGAGCCCCAAGUUCAUUGCAGAGUGGAAUGUCUCUCGCCACAUUGUCUGGGAUCCGGAGUCGGAGAUCAUCAUCGGUCGCGAGUGGGUCAGAUUUGACCACGCCAAGAAGCUUUUCAUCACCGAUCAGCUCGUCUUCGAGAACUCAACCAAGCAACAGAAGGACAUCAGAAACGGCCGCGUCGACAACAUGUGCUCGAUUGCUGACCGCAUCAAGCUGUUCCCUUUCGUUGAGGAGCAUGAAGACAACCGCACCCGCCUCGCCCGUCUCCGCGCUAUCGUCGAGCAGGUUCAGCACAAGAACACCACUCAGUACCGCACCUUCAUCCCAGGCGCCAAGAUUCACCCGGUCACUGGUCAGAACGACCUCGGACAGCGUGCUACUUCUAAGAAGCAGGGCAAGAACAAGGCCAAUCAUGCUGGAAGUGGCUUGGGCGGAGGAGGCCGUGAUCGCGAUAACAUGUCUAAGUACGUCGUGGGCGAAGAUCUCGGCAUCUUCGGUUCUCAUCCCAGCCAUUUCAUGCUAGAAGCUCCAAACAUGAGUACUAACAUGAGGCUGAUCCAGGAGGAUCCGGGGGUUGAACGGUUCGAGGUCAUGGCCUGGGUAUUCGACGUGCCCAGCCAUUUGGGAUUCAUACACCAUCCCGCGAUCCCGCUGCUGAUCCAACCUUCGUCACUCGUUUCCUCACACCAGCCAUCCAUCUCACCCGUUCACCCGCCAGCAGCCAUGCACAUCCCCGUCGCUUUCCGCGCCCUGGCCUCCGCCGCCCUCUUCACGCCCUGGGAUAAGAGCCAAUGGAUCGCUUCUGACGACACGGUCCGCAACGGCGCGAGUCAUUCCACCCUCGACAUCAUCGAAGCCGGCGCGGCCGGCAACCCGUUCGCGCAGUCAAUUGCAAACUUCCACGGCAAACUCGACUACGCGACGCUCGGCGGCGCGGGCUUCGCGUCCCAGCGCACCGUCGACGACUGGCCGAGCCUCGACAUCUCGGCGUACGACACCAUCACCCUCGAGAUCCCGUUCACGGACGGCAAGAAGUACACGUUCAAUCUGAAGGAUACGGUGCCGCCGCCCGUGAAUGGCGUGGAGCAGUCUGGCGUCAGCUGGGAGUUUGACUUCCAGAUCCCGGCGGUGAAUCACACGGACGGCGCGGUCGAGAAGGUGGUGAUGCCGUUUAGCGCGUUUGUGCCUACUUUCCGCGGACGGGUUCAGAAUGAUGCUGCGCCGCUGAAUUUGACGAGCAUUAAGAGGGUCAACUUCAUGAUUCGAAGCUUCUUUGCUGAACAGGAUGGGGAUUUUGAGCUGCACAUCAAGUCUGCGAUUGCUUCCAAGGAGGGAAAAUUAGGCAGCCUCUUCUCUCACAUUCUUCGCAACAGCCCCAUUCUGCUUAGUAUCGCGACCUUGAAAAGCGUCAGCAUCACUUUCCAAACUGGACUAAAAAUUGAGGCAUUGGAGGCGGCCGCCCGACCGCCCGAUGCUCCAUUUUCCACAAUGUGA
Colletotrichum lupini is the source of this 2220-nucleotide messenger RNA. Its product is annotated as complex I intermediate-associated protein 30. Gene Ontology annotation, biological process: NADH dehydrogenase complex assembly. The coding region runs from base 1 to 2220 and encodes 739 amino acids. The transcript is spliced from 7 exons. The record is from RefSeq and is a predicted model, not a curated record. Lineage: Eukaryota; Fungi; Ascomycota; Sordariomycetes; Glomerellales; Glomerellaceae.